Perca fluviatilis (European perch) is the source of this 1347-nucleotide messenger RNA. RefSeq lists its product as uncharacterized. The record is from RefSeq and is a predicted model, not a curated record. The coding region runs from base 1 to 1101 and encodes 366 amino acids. Lineage: Eukaryota; Metazoa; Chordata; Actinopteri; Perciformes; Percidae. The transcript is spliced from 2 exons.
AUGGUUCACCUGAUCCCCUCCUACAGGCAGAAACUAAAGCUCUGCAAACCUGUAGUGAGGACAUCAAGGAAGUGGACCAGUGUAGCUGUGGAGGAUCUCCAGACGUGCUUGGACUCUACUGACUGGGAUGUGUUCAGGACUGCUACCAACAGUCUGGAUGAGUACACAGAGGCUGUGACGUCAUACAUCAGCUUCUGUGAGGACUGCUGUGUUCCAUCAUGCACCAGGGUGAGUUUCAACAAUGACAAACCCUGGUUCACAGCCAAACUCAGAAGGCUAAGGUUGGACAAGGCAGAGGCGUUCACGAGUGGAGACAAAAACAGACUUAAAGUAGCAAAGUACAAGUUUAGCAAGGCGGUGAAAGAGGCUAAACAACGGUACUCUGAGAAACUCCAAAACCAGUUCUCAGCAAACAACUCUGCUUCUGUCUGGAGAGGGCUUAAACAGAUCACCAGCUUCAAGCCUAAAGUCUUCCACUCCACCAACGACCGACGCCUAGCCAACGAACUCAAUGAGUUCUACUGUCGCUUUGAUGGACAAAGGGUCGGUCCUGUAACCAUCCCCCUCAACACCUCCCAACAAAGGGUCUUCCCUGAUUCCAUCCCCCGCGACACCUCCCAACAGCUACAGCUACAGUGCAUCACCUCCACCUCCCCCACCUUAAAGGUCCCCCCCUCCACCUCCCCACCCACCUCAGUGACGACUCUCUCCAUCAAUGAGGAAGACGUCAACAGACUGUUCAGGAGACAGAACCCCAGGAAAGCUGCUGGACCGGAUGCUGUCUCCCCAUCCAGCUUGAAGCACUGUGCUGACCAGCUGUCUCCAGUGUUCACAGACAUUUUCAACACCUCACUGGAGACAUGCCACGUGCCAGCCUGCUUCAAGUCCUCAACAAUCAUCCCCGUUCCCAAGAAGCCAAGGACCACAGGACUUAAUGACUUCAGACCCGUCGCCCUGACCUCUGUGGUUAUGAAGUUCUUUGAGCGCCUUGUGCUUUCACACCUCAAAGACAUCACUGACCCCCUCCUCCCCUCCUGGACCCUCUGCUGGACCCCCUCCUGGACCCCCUGCAGUUUGCCUACAGAGCCAAUAGGUCUGUAGAUGAUGCAGUCAACCUGGCCCUCCACUACAUCCUCCGGCACCUGGACUCCACAGGAAACUACGCCAGGAUCCUGUUUGUGGACUUCAGCUCUGCCUUUAACACCAUCAUCCCGGCUCUGCUCCAGGAGAAACUCUCCCUGCUUGGUGUGCCUGACUCCACCUGCAGGUGGAUCACUGACUUCCUGUCUGACAGGAAGCAGCAUGUGAAGCUGGGGAAAGACAUCUCCGACUCACAGACCAUCAGCA